AUGAGAGCUGCCAGGAAGCUGAAGAGCGACCGAAAGGCUCUGCCACUCCUUGCAGACAGAUUUAGCACAGGAAGCACAACCGCCAGCGAAAAUGAACAGCUCGAAGAUGUGCAACUCGAAUAUAUGCAGGAGUCACAGCCACCAAAGGCACCACCACGGGUGAAUUCUUUGCCACGUAUCGAGGUUGCUGGAGACAAGGACUCGAGGCCCUUCUACCGCGGUUCACUGGCUGCUGACCUCCAAAGGCUGCAACGAGAGGCGCUGGACAGCACAGAAUCUUGUGAGCCACAGCCUAGGCAGGUCUUGCCCCGCAAAUUGCCGUCACUUCAUGUGUUUGGCGCUGCGGAAGAACAAGCGGAAUUGGAGGGUAUCCUUGCCGCCGCGCUGGUGAAGUGA
Messenger RNA from Cladocopium goreaui, 396 nucleotides. The record is from the annotation of a GenBank genome assembly. Lineage: Eukaryota; Dinophyceae; Suessiales; Symbiodiniaceae.